AUACUUGACACUUAAGAUUAGUAGAUAAAAAAUUACAAGAAGUCAAGAAAAACGAAAAUACUGAGUGUUAGCAGCUAUCAGUGGUGUAUUGAUUUAGUAUAUUUGGUUCCAAUUUGAAACAAUUUUUGAAUUAUCAGCUCCGAAUUUGACACUUUAUUAUGGGAGCAAACGCGUCGCAGCUUGAAAAAGAGAUUGGAUCUGAGCAAUUCCCGACAAAUGAACAUUACUUCGGACUUGUUAAUUUUGGAAAUACUUGUUACUCUAACUCAGUACUUCAGGCUCUAUAUUUCUGCAAACCUUUUCGUGAAAAAGUCCUGGAAUAUAAAAUGAAGAACAAGAGAUCAAAGGAAACCUUAUUGACAUGUCUAGCUGAUCUCUUUCACAAUAUAACUACUCAAAAGAAAAAAGUUGGAACCAUUGCUCCUAAAAAAUUCAUUGCCAGACUAAAGAAGGAAAAAGAAGAAUUUGAUAAUUAUAUGCAACAAGAUGCCCAUGAGUUCCUCAAUUUCCUGAUCAACCAUAUUAGUGAAAUUAUCACAGCUGAACGGCACCAAUUAAAUAAUUCUGCGACUCCGACAACUAAUGGAAAGGUGACAACUUCUAAAGAACCCUAUAACGGUUCGACGUCUUUAAAAUUUGAUGGCAGUAGUGGGUCCACGACAUCGACCGGAAACCAAGAAUCUACAUGGGUCCAUGAAAUUUUUCAAGGAAUUCUUACCAGUGAAACACGCUGCCUAAACUGUGAAACUGUAAGCAACAAAGAAGAAGAUUUUUUUGACCUGCAAGUCGAUGUUGACCAAAACACAAGUAUUACUCAUUGUUUAAGGACUUUUUCGUCCACGGAAACCCUUUGUACCGACAACAAAUUCAAGUGUGAUGUUUGUAGUUCUUAUCAAGAAGCCCAGAAAUGUAUGAGGGUGAAGAAACUUCCCCUGAUUCUUGCAUUGCAUCUCAAGCGGUUCAAAUACGUCGAACAAUACAAUCGUCAUAUUAAAGUAUCACAUCGCGUAGUUUUCCCGCUUGAACUUCGACUCUUCAACACCUCUGAAGAAUGCCCUGACAGAUUGUAUGACCUGGUAGCUGUAGUUGUCCAUUGUGGAAGUGGACCUAACCGCGGUCACUAUAUCUCAAUUGUCAAAAGUCACGAUUUUUGGUUGUUAUUUGAUGAUGACAUAGUUGAUAAAAUAGAUCCAUCAGCAUUGGAAGAUUUCUAUGGUCUAACAUCAGACGUGCAGAAAGCCUCGGAAACUGGUUACAUCCUCUUUUAUCAAUCUCGAGAUACAUCUUGAAUCUCAUCCGUACAUGGGUACGAAGAGUUCUUGUUAUCGAUCAAUUCCAAGACUUGUGGUUGCUAAACAGGAGAAGGAAUAGUGAUGAGAAGCAUUUGAUUAUGCUUGAUUAGAGACUUUUCAGUGAAAAGCAUUCUCUUUGUAAAUGAUUAAUAUCCUAGUGGUAUGUUAAUAGUGAUAUUUCAUUUGUUCAAUAAUAAAAUAUAAAAUUCUGCUUCCUUUAAAAA
Daphnia magna is the source of this 1516-nucleotide messenger RNA. It is a transcript of the gene Usp12-46, whose product is annotated as ubiquitin carboxyl-terminal hydrolase 46. Gene Ontology annotation, biological process: protein deubiquitination. The coding region runs from base 159 to 1289 and encodes 376 amino acids. Lineage: Eukaryota; Metazoa; Arthropoda; Branchiopoda; Diplostraca; Daphniidae. Gene Ontology annotation, molecular function: cysteine-type endopeptidase activity; cysteine-type deubiquitinase activity. The record is from RefSeq and is a predicted model, not a curated record. The transcript has 9 exons. Gene Ontology annotation, cellular component: cytosol; nucleus.